AUUAUUGGAAGCAGUGGAACAAAAUGUACCUACUAAGGGAUCAACACACCUCUGAGUACAACUAGUCUUUUCUCUAUCCAUCCAUCACUUCAUUAUUAUCUUGAAUUCCCCUUCACUUUGUGCUGCUGCCCAGCACAGAUCUACUUAUAAGGUGGUUAGUCUGUCCAUCAAUCACCCUUCUCUCAUAAAAAUACAUGUACACUGAUUAGUCAAAAGCAUCCAUCAGUCAAUCAAUCAAAUCAAUAUCAUUAGCCAGGGAAUCAAGAUUCUGAUAAAACAUCAUGUCCUCUUCUCAAGCUUUUUCCCCACCGGACCUCCACAGCUUCUCACCCUCCGACCAGCUUUGUUAUGUUAACUGCUCCUUCUGUCACACUGUCCUUGCGGUGAGUGUUCCUUGCUCCAGUUUGUCAAGGACUGUGACGGUACGAUGCGGCCACUGCACCAACUUGUUCACUGUGAAUAUGAGAAGCCUGCUUCUUCCUCCCCCUAAUCAGCUUGGGAACAACUUGUUUCCUCCCCAAAAUCACGCGGAGGAGAUUCGAGGUUCAGCAUCUGAUAAUAUGUUCAUGAAUCAAACCAGUCCAACUGACUCUCUCAUUCCGAUCCGAGGAGGGGUCAAUGAGCUUCCGAAACCUCCAGCUACUAACAGACCUCCGGAGAAACGACAGAGAGUCCCCUCUGCUUACAAUCGCUUCAUCAAGGAAGAGAUCCAACGCAUCAAAGCCGGGAAUCCUGAAAUAAGUCACAGAGAGGCUUUCAGUGCAGCUGCAAAAAAUUGGGCCCACUUUCCUAACAUUCACUUCGGACUAUUGCCUGAUGAAUCCGUGAAGAAGACUAAUGUUUGCCAACAGGAAGGAGAUGAUGUUCUGAUGAAAGAAGGAUUUCUGGCUGCUGCAAAUGUUGGGGUAUCCCCGUAUUAACGAGUGGAGGCUUUUAGGGUUUCUCGAGAACCGAUCCUUGUGUAACUGUUUAUUAUCUGUUGAACAUCUAGCAUGUCCUUUUUUUAAAUUAAUUUACUCUCUGUCUAACGAGCUAGCUAUUUCUUUACUGUCACUCCUACAAAUCCAGCCGGCUGCAGUACUCUGCUUUUGAUAAUAAUGUCAUUUAUCGAUCUCUCUCUUUCACUGUA
Molecule: messenger RNA, 1129 nt
Organism: Daucus carota subsp. sativus
Lineage: Eukaryota; Viridiplantae; Streptophyta; Magnoliopsida; Apiales; Apiaceae
Product: axial regulator YABBY 1
Exons: 7
Coding region: 282-920 (212 amino acids)
Biological process (GO): polarity specification of adaxial/abaxial axis; cell fate commitment; abaxial cell fate specification
Cellular component (GO): nucleus
Source: RefSeq, a predicted model, not a curated record